Trypanosoma brucei brucei TREU927 is the source of this 1185-nucleotide messenger RNA. Its product is annotated as GTP binding protein, putative. The record is from RefSeq and is a predicted model, not a curated record. Bases 1 to 1185 code for a protein of 394 amino acids. Lineage: Eukaryota; Euglenozoa; Kinetoplastea; Trypanosomatida; Trypanosomatidae. Gene Ontology annotation, cellular component: cytoplasm. Gene Ontology annotation, molecular function: ATP hydrolysis activity; ATP binding; GTP binding. The transcript has a single exon.
AUGCCACCUAAGAAGAAGGAUGACAAAUCACAGGAGUCCCUUACGGUUCUCCUCGGGCGGCCAGGCAGUAAUCUGAAGGUCGGCAUUGUUGGGCUCCCGAACGUUGGUAAGUCCACAUUUUUUAACGUGUUAUCCAAAAAGGGAGUUCCAGCGGAAAAUCGUCCGUUUUGCACGAUAGAUCCUAAUACGGCGGACAUAAACAUUCCGGAUGACAGAUUUGACAAGCUGGUGCAGCUUAACAAGCCGGCGUCUGUUGUCCCAGCACAGGUUCAUAUACGUGAUAUUGCUGGCUUGGUACGCGGGGCCAGUCACGGGGAGGGGCUUGGCAAUGCUUUCUUAUCUCACAUCAAUGAAUGUGAUGGUGUUAUUCAUAUGAUCCGUGUUUUCGAGGAGGAAGACAUCACUCAUGUGGAGGGUGAACUCGAUCCUGUCCGGGACUUGGACAUCAUCUUUUCAGAACUCGUACUGAAGGAUUUACAGGUUGUCAACGGUUUGAUUGAUAAAUUAACUGUGAUAGUCAAUCGCGGACUUGAUAAAACCAAAAAGAAUGAUCUAGAAAUAUUGCAUAAGGUAAGGGAUCACUUAGAGAAGGGUGAACAGGUUCGGUGCUAUCAGUGGAAUAAUAAGGAGAUCGACUUUCUCAAUACACUUCAACUAUUGACGGCAAAACCGGCAAUAUUUCUGGCUAAUAUGUCCGAGAAAGAUUUCAUCCGUCAACGGAGUAAGUGGCUUGCGAAGCUAAAAGAAUGGAUCGACAAGCAUACCGGGGAGCUUCUUAUCCCAGUUUCCGCGGAGAUGGAGGCCAACCUCCUUAAUAUGUCUUCAGAAGAAGCCGAAGAAUUUCUCAAGCAAAAUAAAACUAAGUCUCAAGUUCCGAAGAUUAUAACCAGUGCUUACCAUGCGAUUAACUUGAUUCACUAUUUUACAGCGGGCCCGGAUGAAGUGAAAUGUUGGACAAUACAACGUGGCACAAAAGCCCCUCAGGCCGCUGGAAAGAUUCAUUCUGACAUGGAGAAAGGGUUCAUCUGUGCCGAGGUGAUUCACUGGGAGGACUACGAAAAAUUGGAGAGUGAAGCUGCCUGUCGCGAAGCAGGUAAGCAACAUCAGGAGGGAAGGAACUAUGAGGUAAGGGACGGUGAUAUAAUCUUCUUCAAAUUUAAUGCAGCUAAAGGAGGUAAGAAGUAA